AUGUUGGGAGUUAUCAAGGUAUCCGCCAUUCCUACUCCCGCUCGCCAGGCGAGGAGUCUCGAAGCUCGCAGCAAUGUGCCUCCUAUGACACCGCCAAUGCAUGAUGCGAAAACCGCUAAACUACGAUCAGCGGGGCUCGCCGUGCAUCGACCACAACUCACCUUACCAUCUACAAUCGCCAACAAGCUAUGUCCAUCGCCUAGUCCAACUGCUAGGGACUUGUCCAGCAUCCCUGGAGAUACCCUUCUAAAACGCGAGGCAAAUGUCGAUGCGGUUGCGAUCCCGGACGGUGCAAAAAUCGAGCGACGUUCCCCACGUUCGUUCCUGGAUCAACCAGCAUUGCAAAGCCCUACUACUGGUUUGGUUCAACCCGAUCAAGUUAGCACAGGGAGUCGCGAACGAUCAUCGGGGACGUGUGGGGGUGCAGUCUGGACAGAUCGGCAUCUCAGGGCCAUCCUCAAUCAACAGGAUCCUGAACUUUUAGGGAGAGCUGUGGCCCGAUCAGUAGAGGUCUUGAAUGAAUUGCAAGAGAAAUUCUCGCGGUAUGCGGCAUCGAACGUGGACGCGCAAUCAUGGAAGCAAGCCAUCCAGAAGCUCAUACCGCAAGCGGGGCGGACACGGACGGUGAUCGGUGUGGUCGGCAACACCGGCGCCGGCAAAAGCAGUGUGAUCAAUGCCGUGCUGAACGAGGAAAAUCUCGUACCGACUAACUGCAUGCGUGCAUGUACAGCUGUCGUGACAGAAAUAUCAUGGAACGACAGCAUGGAUCCAUCCGCUACGUAUCGUGCGGAGAUUGAGUUUAUUGAUCGGGCAGACUGGGAGGAGGAACUCACAGUCUUGAUGAAGGACUUUCUGACUGAAGACGGCGCAGUUUCGCGUGGCAUCUACGAGUCGGACUCAGAUGCUGGUAUCGCAUGGGCCAAAUUCCAAUCGGUCUAUCCGAAGCUACCCAGGGACUCGCUGAAUCAAUACAAGGUCUCCGAUCUGAUGACGAAGACCGAUGUUUUGAGCAUCCUAGGAACCACGAAAACGAUAGAAACAGCUCAGGCAAGUAGUUUCUACCAACAGCUUCAGCAUUACGUGGAUAGUAGGGAGAAAUGCAACAAGAAGGGCAGGGGCAACGACGGUGGUAGGACGAAGACGACCAAGAACACAGAGAUGGAAUAUUGGCCGCUGAUCAAGGUCGUGAGGAUUUACACGAAAAGUCCUGCGCUGUCCACAGGUGCUGUCAUUGUGGACUUGCCUGGUGUACACGAUUCCAACGCAGCACGGGCUGCUGUUGCUCAAGGCUACCUGAAGCAUUGUGGUGGAUUAUGGAUCGUGGCUCCCAUCGGCCGCGCAGUGGAUGAUAAGGCUGCGAAGACUCUCCUCGGAGGUUCCUUCAGGCGGCAACUCAAGUGCGAUGCUGGCUUCUCCAGUGUUACGUUCAUAUGCUCGAAGACAGAUGACAUAUCAGUUACUGAGGCUAUCAACAGUCUAGAGCUAGACGGGACAGCAGAGCUUGAAGAACUGGGCGCCGAAAACAGGACCAGCAUCAAAGGAAUCGAAGAUAAGAUCAAAAGUCUUAGAGAAUCGCAGCAAGCUUGCCAAGCCGCUUUAUCCAGAACGCUCAAGGACAUGGAGAUCUGGGAAGAGCUUCAAGAACAACUAGACGACGGUAAGAAGGUGUAUGCUCCGGUGGGUGAGACCAGCAAGCGCCUCAAGGGUUAUAAGAAGGACUCAGCAAGGAAGCGAAGGCGCGUAUCUGAGGAAGAAUCGGACGAGAAUUGGGUUCCUCCUGACGACGAUGGAACCGAUGAUGACAACGGACUCGAGAUCGCACUUUCAGA
Molecule: messenger RNA, 1829 nt
Organism: Alternaria postmessia
Lineage: Eukaryota; Fungi; Ascomycota; Dothideomycetes; Pleosporales; Pleosporaceae
Exons: 1
Source: RefSeq, a predicted model, not a curated record